This is a messenger RNA of Erythranthe guttata (spotted monkey flower), 1218 nucleotides long. RefSeq names its product 6-phosphogluconate dehydrogenase family protein. Lineage: Eukaryota; Viridiplantae; Streptophyta; Magnoliopsida; Lamiales; Phrymaceae. The record is from RefSeq and is a predicted model, not a curated record. Gene Ontology annotation, molecular function: NAD binding; NADP binding; oxidoreductase activity.
CAAUUACAAUCGAAGAUGCGACCAUUUACCUUCCUCUCUCUCCAUCGCUUCUCUUCCCAAACCCCACCCUACUCACUCAUACUCCGCCACUCCAUGGCCGCCUCCGCCGCCGCCGUUGAACCCAUCAGCCCAACCAACACCAAACUCGGCUGGAUCGGCACCGGAGUAAUGGGCCGUUCUAUGUGCUCCCAUCUCCUCAAGGCCGGCUACGCCGUCACUAUCUUCACCCGCACUCAGUCCAAGGCCGAAUCUCUACUUUCCAUGGGUGCCCAAUGGGCGGACUCCCCAAAAUCACUCGCCUCCCAAUCCGACGUCAUCUUCUCCAUCGUCGGCUACCCCUCCGACGUCCGCCACGUUUUCCUGGACCCCACCUCCGGCGCUCUCGCCGGCCUCCGCCCAGGCGGCGUAGUAAUCGACAUGACUACCUCCGACCCCUCCCUCGCCGUCGAGAUCCACUCCGCGGCCACCACCGCCGGCUGCUCCUCCGUAGACGCCCCCGUUUCCGGCGGAGACCGCGGCGCCCGCCUCGCCGCGCUCUCCAUAUUCGCCGGCGGCGACGAAACCCUAGUCACUCGCCUCACCCCUCUGCUGAGCAAUCUAGGAAGAGUCUACUACAUGGGUGGGCCCGGGAAGGGGCAGUUCUGUAAAUUAGCAAACCAAGUGACCAUCGCCUCAACAAUGGUGGGCUUAUGCGAGGGUCUGAUAUAUGCGCAUAAAGCCGGUUUGGAUUUGAGUAAUUACAUUAAUGCCAUUUCGACCGGUGCAGCCGGGUCGAAAUCGUUGGAAUUGUACGGGAGCAGGAUACUGAGCAGGGAUUUCGAGGCGGGAUUUUACGUGAAUCAUUUUGUGAAGGAUUUGGGGAUUUGUUUGAGGGAGUGUCAGAAUAUGGGGUUGGCUUUGCCCGGUUUGGCUCUCGCUCAGCAGCUGUACGUGUCGCUUAAGGCACACGGUGAGGGCGAUUUGGGUACUCAGGCUCUCGUUUUGGCGCUCGAGAGGCUCAAUAAUGUGUCGCUUGUCUCGGAUUCUUCGGCCGACAAAAAGUAGUGAAACUGGUAAAGUUUUCGACUUUGUGCAAAUAUUUGAAUCAAUGUACCUUGUAGAAAUAAUGAGCAUACAUGUUAACGCAAAACUCGAUGGUGAAUAAUAAGAUGCGUUGAACCGUUUCUUUCAGUUUGUUUACUUCAUCGAAUCAUGCGAAUAUUUGCACUUUUCGGCCAA